Molecule: messenger RNA, 697 nt
Organism: Trichogramma pretiosum
Lineage: Eukaryota; Metazoa; Arthropoda; Insecta; Hymenoptera; Trichogrammatidae
Product: 40S ribosomal protein S15Aa-like
Exons: 4
Coding region: 205-597 (130 amino acids)
Biological process (GO): translation
Cellular component (GO): cytosolic small ribosomal subunit; ribosome
Molecular function (GO): structural constituent of ribosome
Source: RefSeq, a predicted model, not a curated record
AUCGACAUUGCUUCAAUAAAAUUUACUGUUCAUAAUUGAAGUGUUAUUUGCUAGUUUAACGUUAGCCAUGGAAUUUUCCAUUUUCAGUCACGUUUGACUUCUUUUUUAUUAAAUAAUUCUUUAAUCAUAACCUCAACUUGAGUGGCGGCGCGACAAAUCAAAAAUUUUUUUGAUUAAAUUAAUGUAAAUAUUUGUGAAAAUUCAAUGGUGCGUAUGAAUGUACUCGCUGAUGCUCUCAAAAGCAUCAACAAUGCAGAGAAACGAGGAAAACGACAAGUUUUGCUCAGGCCUAAUAGUAAAGUCAUCGUUAAGUUUUUAACGGUGAUGAUGAAACAUGGAUACAUUGGAGAAUUUGAAAUCGUUGAUGACCAUAGGAGUGGAAAGGUUGUUGUUAAUCUCACAGGUCGUCUGAACAAAUGUGGUGUUAUCUCGCCUAGAUUUGAUGUACCAAUCACUCACAUUGAGAAGUGGACAAACAAUCUUCUGCCAUCCAGACAAUUUGGUUAUGUAGUGUUAACCACAAGUGGUGGAAUCAUGGAUCACGAGGAAGCCAGAAGAAAACAUCUUGGAGGCAAAAUCUUAGGAUUUUUCUUUUAAGUUAAUUUUAUAAUUAUUACAAAAUGAGUUUUGACAUUGCGAUGUUAUAAAAAACAUGAAUAAAUGUCAGACUUUAAAAAUCAAAUGUUUUUCUUUGUUU